AUGGAAGCUGUGACAGAAAUUUCCAAGGCUCUGCAAGACCUUAUCAACAAGUUUGAUGAAGUUAAUCUCGAGGUGGUCAAGAAUGCAUUGAUCGAUGCUGCUGAUGAUGAAGACGAUGAAAACGCAACGAUUCCCUGCGAACAAUUAUCAGUUAUUGAAUCGGAUGAUGAAGGAGUAAAAAAUGAAGUCCGUGAUCACGUUGUAAUCGAAGAGGGUGUUGAGAAGUUGAUUCUCACUGGUGGUGAUGCACAAGCCGAUUUGAGCAUAGAUGCAGGAACAACUAAUGUGCAAGUGGAUGAAAAGUCGGAGCCUAUGAACAAAGAGAGCGAUAUCAAUCAUGAAUGGUCAAACGAAGAAUAUAAGAGGGAACUGGAAAAAUAUAAAAAAGAGCAUCAUAUAAAUUCCACGACCGAUCAACGAAAUGAAACAUCAUGCGACCUGUACAUGCGCUGUCGCAACCAAAUGCACUUGGCUGUGGAUAGUUGCGCUUGGCGGUUUGCCAGUAGCAAAAUAUUGCCAACCUUGGCUGAAAGUGCUGAAAGCCUCCUUUAUAAGGGAGAAGAGUUUUGCGAUCCUGCCGAACAACCGCUCUACGAGGAAUUGUACGAGUUGGUUAUCAAACGGAACACCCGCUUGCGUACCUGCUUGGACGAAAUGAAUGCAGUUUUUGGAGAAGAGUUUUGCGAUCCUGCAGAACAACCGCUUUACGAGGAAUUGUACGAGUUGGUUAUCAAACGGAACACACGCUUGCGUACCUGUUUGGACGAAUUGAAUGCAGUUUUUGUAAGUAUCUUUAUGUAA
Molecule: messenger RNA, 801 nt
Organism: Strongylus vulgaris
Lineage: Eukaryota; Metazoa; Nematoda; Chromadorea; Rhabditida; Strongylidae
Source: the annotation of a GenBank genome assembly